Exserohilum turcica Et28A is the source of this 1284-nucleotide messenger RNA. RefSeq lists its product as uncharacterized. The annotation marks the transcript as partial. Lineage: Eukaryota; Fungi; Ascomycota; Dothideomycetes; Pleosporales; Pleosporaceae. The record is from RefSeq and is a predicted model, not a curated record. The transcript has 4 exons.
CCCUGGUCCACGCUGUCGCCCACCGAAAAAUGGCGUACGAACCCAUCCCUCCGCGCGCGCGAACUGGGUUCCAAAACCGCCAUUUGCAACGAGCUGCAAGACCCGGAGUACGCACUUCGAGACGCUGAAAUCCAAGCUGGCAUGCUCGCACUCAGGACGCAAAUGCACGCAUUCAGCACUCGUUUUUUCAGCGGACAAACGGGAAUGACGGAUGUUAUUGAAGAUAUAUCGCUCCCGUCGUCCUUUUACGCUUCUCUCGCGCGGGAAACCGUCAAAAUCAUUCACUGCAUUGCGUCGGGCGGCCCGGCGGGAGAAAGCGGGUGGCAUGCGUUCUUUGUGGAUGCGGAGAAGCGCAAGAUGCUGGUUUGUGGGAUCCUGGGGAAUGUGCUGGUGGAGCAGGUGUUGGGGCAUGUGUUUUUUGGGGGGAGUGCGGAAGAGGUGGGGGUUGUGAGGGAGGGGGAGAAGGUGCUGCGGGAUGAGGAUGGUAUGUUUUUUUUCCCUUGCAGAUCUGGGGGUUCCUUUUGUUGUAGCCGUUUCGUAUCGGUCACACCCUCUCCACUUACCCUCCCAUCAAACUUCCACAGCCACAUCACCACCAUCGUAGCCGCCCUCUCAACACACCUCGUCCCCCUCCUCUCCCUGACGCAUCCCCCCGCCCACACCAGCACUCUCCUCCCGCACCUCAUCCCCUCGCUACAAAACCUCGUCACCACCGCCGCACUGCUAAGUCUGCACAUGCGCCUGGAUCCGCACACGGUGUACCACGUAGAGCCGCUGUUCAAGGAAGACAGGUUUGACCGUGAGCGCAUGGAAUGUGCGAAUCAGAGGGAGAUGGAGGAGACGUGUCCGUACAGCAAGGAUAGCGACAACAGCAGCAGUAAUAGGGAUACUGGAGUGGCAUCAUCUUCAACGGGUGCCAAGGUGAAUGAGAAGGAGAAGGAGAAAGAGAGACAAAGAGCAGAACACGAUAUCCCCCUCACGCAAAUGACGCUGCUAAACGGCAUGGUGGCGUAUCGUCGCGGAGGCUGGGAAACAGCGUCAAGCACGAUUCAGCAGCCCGAGUAUCAAGAGCGCGAGUGGGAGGAUAGAGGCGUGAGAGUGAGGCGCGUGACGAGGGGGUGGGUGUGGUGUCGGUGGGGGAGGCCGCGGGGUCUGAGUGCUAGCACGAAGGAAGAGGGAAAACGCAUCCACGGCCCUGCAUGGCGCAAAGGCGGAUUCGUGGAGUUUACGGCGUUGAAAGGGGUGCUGGAUUGGUUGGGCAUGGAGGAGGCGGAGAGGAAGGGG